This is a messenger RNA of Lolium rigidum, 1800 nucleotides long. Its product is annotated as pyruvate decarboxylase 2-like. Lineage: Eukaryota; Viridiplantae; Streptophyta; Magnoliopsida; Poales; Poaceae. The record is from RefSeq and is a predicted model, not a curated record. Gene Ontology annotation, molecular function: magnesium ion binding; carboxy-lyase activity; thiamine pyrophosphate binding. The coding region runs from base 1 to 1800 and encodes 599 amino acids. The transcript is spliced from 4 exons.
AUGGACACGGGCAUCGGAGCCGUGGACGGGCCCAAGGCGGCGCCCAGCGGCGCAUUGGCCUGCCCCGCCACCUUCGCCGCGUCGUCCUCUCACGCGUCCUCCGCCGAGGCCACCAUGGGCCGCCACCUCGCGCGCCGCCUGGUGCAGGUGGGCGUGAGCGACGUGUUCGCCGUGCCGGGCGACUUCAACCUCACCCUCCUCGACCACCUCAUCGCCGAGCCCGGCCUCCGCCUCAUCGGCUGCUGCAACGAGCUCAACGCCGGCUACGCCGCCGACGGGUACGCGCGCGCCAAGGGCGUCGGCGCAUGCGCCGUCACCUUCACCGUCGGCGGGCUCAGCGUGCUCAACGCCAUCGCCGGCGCGUACAGCGAGAACCUGCCGCUGAUCUGCAUUGUCGGAGGACCCAACUCCAACGACUACGGCACCAACCGCAUCCUCCACCACACCAUCGGCCUCCCGGACUUCACCCAGGAGCUCCGCGCCUUCCAGACCGUGACCUGCUACCAGGCCGUCGUCAACAACCUCGACGACGCGCACGAGCAGAUCGACAAGGCCAUCUCCACCGCGCUCAAGGAGAGCAAGCCGGUGUACAUUAGCGUCAGCUGCAACCUCCCCGGCGUCUCCCACCCCACCUUCAGCCGCGACCCCGUCCCCUACUUCCUGUCCCCAAGGAUGAGCAACCAGAUGGGACUCGAGGCGGCGGUGGAGGCCACCGUGCAGUUCCUGGACAAGUCGGUGAAGCCGGUGAUGGUGGCCGGCCCGAAGCUGCGUGUGGCCAAGGCGGCCGCGGCGUUCGCGGAGCUGGCGGACGCGAGCGGGUACGCUGUGGCGACGAUGCCGUCGGCCAAGGGGAUGGUGGCCGAGACGCUGCCGCGCUUCCUCGGCACCUACUGGGGCGCGGUGAGCACGGCGUUCUGCGCCGAGAUCGUCGAGUCGGCGGACGCCUACCUCUUCGCCGGCCCGAUCUUCAACGACUACAGCUCCGUGGGGUACUCCUUCCUGCUCAAGAAGGAGAAGGCGGUGAUCGUGCAGCCCGACCGUGUCACCGUCGGCAACGGCCCGGCCUUCGGCUGCAUCAUGAUGAAGGACUUCCUGUCUGCGCUGGCCCAGAGGGUGACGAAGAACACGACGGCCUACGAGAACUACAAGAGGAUCUUCGUGCCUGACGGCGAGCCGCCGGAGAGCGAGCCCGGGGAGCCGCUGCGCGUGAACGUGCUCUUCAAGCACGUCCAGAAGAUGCUCACCGGCGACAGCGCCGUCAUCGCCGAGACCGGCGACUCGUGGUUCAACUGCCAGAAGCUCAAGCUGCCCGACGGCUGCGGGUACGAGUUCCAGAUGCAGUACGGGUCCAUCGGGUGGUCGGUCGGAGCGCUGCUCGGGUACGCCCAGGGCUCCCAGGACAAGCGCGUCAUCGCCUGCAUCGGCGACGGCAGCUUCCAGGUGACUGCCCAGGACGUGUCCACGAUGCUGCGCUGCGAGCAGAACAGCAUCAUCUUCCUCAUCAACAAUGGAGGGUACACCAUUGAGGUGGAGAUCCACGACGGGCCCUACAACGUCAUCAAGAACUGGAACUACACUGGCCUCGUCGACGCCAUCCACAACGGAGAGGGCAAGUGCUGGACAGCCAAGGUGACUUGUGAGGAGGAGCUGACGGCGGCGAUAGAAACAGCGACGGGGGAGAAGCAGGACUGCCUCUGCUUCAUCGAGGUGAUCGCGCACAAGGACGACACCAGCAAGGAGCUCCUGGAAUGGGGAUCCAGGGUCAGCGCGGCCAACUCUAGGCCACCCAAUCCACAGUGA